GGGAGGAGGUCAAGGCCGAGGCGGGAGUGCCGGUGAGUCCAGUCGCCGCCCAGAGGAGCAGCCAGGCCACUGCCCCGAAAGCCACGGCCGGAACAGCCAGGACGCCGGAGGGCGGGUGCCCGAGAGGGGCGCGGAGGGACGAAAAGCAGACGGAGGAAGGAACCUGCAUACGCUUCAUGCGGCUCCUAGAGCGCAAUGUCACGGAGUCAGUGACCGAGACGGAGGGUUCGGCGCGCGCACUACCGCGGUCCUGCUGUUUCCCCCCACCCCUCCCUUCUUACACCCUCUACCCCUGAAGGUUCGGCGCCGCGUGAGGCCCGACACCCGGCCCCUCCUUGGCUCCCUUCUCGGCCCCGCCUCUCGCCGUUCCGGUCAGGGGCGGGGCGGGGAGAGUGGCGCACGCGCCGUGACGUGCACCCCGGGGCUGUUGCUGUGGGAACCACUCUAUGGGCGCCCAGCGGGAUCCUGAACCCGGGCUGGCUCGCCGUGUUCAGGCUCUCCACCUCCACUUUCAGCGCCAGCCUCUGCUCCAGGCCGCAGUGUCGGGGUAAGGGCUUGUGCGUGCACUGCUGUCGGAUGGAAACGUCUGAUCACGGUGUUAGUAGACCUUGGGCUGUAGAAGAUGCACUUUCUGUACUUCCUUAAGGCAGGAAGCCAUUAUUCAACUAACACAUUUUCAUCAGAUUUCUUCUAAUUUACCCUGAAGUAUAUGUGGAAAUGAUGUGCACUGCCAAGAAAUGUGGAAUUAGAUUCCAGCCUCCAGCUAUUAUAUUAAUCUAUGAGAGUGAAAUCAAAGGGAAAAGUCGCCAGCGCAUCAUGCCAGUCCGAAACUUUUCACAGUUUUCAGACUGCAGCAGAGCUGCUGAACAACUAAAGAAUAAUCCACGACACAAGAGUUACCUGGAACAAGUACCCUUGAAGCAGCUGGAGAAGUUGUUCAGAUUUUUACAAGGUUACUUGAAGGGGCAGAGUUUGGCAGAAACAAUGGCACAAAUUCAAAAGGAAACAACCAUUGAUCCUGAGGAAGACUUGAACAAACUAGAUGACAAGGAACUCGCCAAAAGGAAGAGCAUCAUGGAUGAACUUUUUGAGAAAAAUCAGAAGAAGAAAGAAGAUCCAAAUUUUGUUUAUGACAUUGAAGUUGAGUUCCCACAGGAUGAACUGCAGUCCUGUGGCUGGGACACAGAGUCAGCUGAUGAGUACUGAUACACUCACAGAAAUUAUUGGGCUAGCAGAAACUGCAUAUUUAUAUAAAGAACAAAGAACAUAGAUUGAUUAUAGCAAAAUCUGUAAAGACCACUAAAUGUACAUAGUGGGUCAUGAUUGGAUUGACCAUGUUACUUUUCAAAACCAGGAUAUUUAGAGCAUCUACUAUGUAGGUGAAUAAGGAAUAUAGGAAAAACAGAAUAAAGGAACCUGCGUUUAAGGAGCUUACAAGCUAAUUAGAAGAUAAGUCAAAAACUUGUGAAAAGCAAAUUAAUAUUAUUAAGCAGCCGAAAGAUUAUGCUUGAUAAACACAAUUAUAUGCUAAAGAGGGUUAGUGUCUAUGUCACUAUCACCUUUGAGUAGAGUACACAGGGGAGACUUUGUCCUUUAAUGGGAGAGAGAGGACUUUGCCUGGCCCUUGAAAUGGCAGUAUUUGCACAGUAGGAUUCCAGAUGAGAAAAACUGGAAAAUAGGGGAGCUAAAGGCAGUAGUAAAGAGCAGGAAAUAAAAAGUUUUAUUUCAGGAAUAAUAAGCAAAUUACAGUUUGACAAGUUUGGACAGUAUAUAUUAGUACCGGGGAAUUAUCCUGUAUGCAUUGUGUCUUUAUAUGUAUUUAACUCUGGAGUAGAAAAGAACCCCUGCAGAGUGCCCUGUGGCUCUAAAGUAGAUGUCCUUUGAUGAGCAGCAGGGGUAUUCUCCCCUUAAGAUAGCAGGGAAUGUAUACUAAAGACAUUCUGAAUCUCUUUCCAAAAAUAAGAGGUUUUGUUUAUAAAAAGAGAUAUCCACCCAUAAUGAAUGAACACUAGAUAUUGCGUUCAUUCAUUCAGGCCUAUUCAUGAGCUUGGAUCUACAAAGAGAGAGGUCUUUGUUUAAGAAGGCUAUCUAUGUGCAAGUAAAUUGUUCUUACUCGAAUAUUAUUUAAUUCAUAGAAAUUCUAUGUCUUUACAAGGAUGAGGAAAUUAAUAUUCAUUUAGUAAAAAUAAUUAUUCAUCUGUCAACCUCUACUGUCUUUUCCAUUAUAAGACCCAUUAAGGGGAUCAUUCUUUUAGCGAUAUCACCAGGAAUUUAAGAUGGUCACGUCUCAUAUGUAUAUUCACCAAAGGUAGCAAAAGAAUUUUCAGAAUUAGAGAUCUUUCCAUAUCUACGUUGUAUUCCAUUGUUUACAUAUAGAUAAUUUAUUAUAAAAGUUGACCUUAGAUUGUUUCUCCCUUUCGCUUUUACAAGCAGUGCUACAAUAAAUAGUUUUGUACAUCCUUUGCACAUUUUAUCUAUAGGAUAAAUACCUAGAGGGGAAUUGGUGGGUAAGAGGUGCAUUUUAAAUUUUAAUAGAUACUGCUAAGUUGUCUUCCAUAGAGGCUCAUUCAUUCAUUCAGUAUCUGUACUUACUGAGCACCAACUAUAUGUUCAGCCUAUACCAUUCUAGGGUACAGGGAUGUAGCAAUAUACACAACAAAGUCCUUGGCCUUUACAGGGUUUACAGUCUAGCUGGAGAGGAAAGAUGAUAAACAUGCAUAAAAUAAUGUCAGAUGAUAAGUGCUCUGAAGAAUAAAAUGAAAAGAGAAUGAUGGAGGAGAUGGUAGCCAGUGUUUUAGAUUGAAGACCUCACCAAGAAGGUGAUAUUUGAGCAAUGGCCUGAAGAGGUGGAAAAAUUGGUGUGUAUUUCAGGGGCAGUGGGGAAAGGCAAGUACAUAGACCCUGGGGCUGGAGUGAACUUAACAUGUUUGAGAAAGAGCAAGGAGGCCAAUGCGGUGAAUACAGAGUGAGCAAGACAGAAAAUAGUUGUUGAGGUCGGGGUGGAUUUUACCAAUGCAUAAUACUUACCUUGAAGGUUGUACCAACUUAAACUAUCAGCUUUACAUGAGAGUACCUGUUUUUCCAUAUGCUUAUCAAAAGAGGGUAUUAUCAAACUUGUUGAUCUUUGCCAAUCUUAAUAAUUUUAAAGUGGUAUCAUAGUUUAAUUUGUAUUUCUUUUAUUACAAGUGAGACUAUCUUCAUAGAUUUGAAGAAGCCUUUUUUUUUUUGCUGAUUUAAUUUUUUUAAUUAGGCAGAAUUUUUUUAAUGUGGUCAAAUUAAUCAAUAUAUUCCUCUAGGCUUCUCCAUUUUGUGCCAUACAUAGAAAGGCAUUCCUUACUCCAAGAUUAUUUAAAAAAAAAAUUACCUUAUGAUUUUUUUCUAUACAGAAAUACAGGCUAUAACUUUUGUCUUUGAGGCAUUAAAUAUUUUAACCGAAGUAAUAAACCUAGUGUAUAUGAAAUAGAGGCAUUUACUGUAACUAGAGCAGAAAGGGGAGAUCGUGUGGGUUGACCAGUUGUUUUUAUUGUUAUUUUUACCUCUGUGUAUCCUGUCUCAUCCAAAGCUAAUUAUUCUGCAGAGCACUUUUUAAAAAAUUCCAUUAUAAAAUUAAUACAUAUUCAUUACUUCAAAUUUUUAAACAUAUACCAGAGUGUAAAAGUAAAAUGUGAAAAUUCUCCCCUCAUCUCCUUCCCCCAAUUCCCACUCUGCAAAGAAAUUGGUUUUCCUAGAGGGCUCUGGAUUCCCUUUUUUUUUUUUUUACCUUGCUUCAAUUAAUUCUUUCUUUCCCUCCAACCCCUCUAAUUUUCAGCUCCAUUCUCUGCUGGAUCAUUCUCUGCAGUCUGUAAACAUGCA
Molecule: messenger RNA, 3852 nt
Organism: Choloepus didactylus (southern two-toed sloth)
Lineage: Eukaryota; Metazoa; Chordata; Mammalia; Pilosa; Megalonychidae
Gene: CEP19
Product: centrosomal protein 19
Exons: 4
Coding region: 718-1206 (162 amino acids)
Biological process (GO): trans-Golgi to periciliary membrane compartment transport; microtubule anchoring at centrosome
Cellular component (GO): centriole; spindle pole; centrosome
Source: RefSeq, a predicted model, not a curated record